This is a messenger RNA of Medioppia subpectinata, 1000 nucleotides long. The record is from the annotation of a GenBank genome assembly. NCBI's taxonomy places the organism in Eukaryota, Metazoa, Arthropoda, Arachnida, Sarcoptiformes, Oppiidae.
AUAAUUUCAAUAUAUAUUUAUAUCCGUCGAAAGUCUGUUUAAAUAACCUGAAAACUAAACAUCAAUUGCGAUACAAGAGAUCGUUUACAUUUGGGUUUUGCAUACGAAUCGAUGAAUGACUGCAUAAAUGAUGAAUAAAUUGGUUAUUAUUUUUAUAUUUUGCAUUACAUUUAACACAAUUCAAUCGAUCACUCAAUCACUUAAUGGAAACGAUUGGUUCGCAACGAAUCAAAAUAAAUCAAUACGAGUGUUGGCCAGAGUUCCCGGUUCUAUAUUUACGGAUCUCAUCCGCAAUAAUGUUUUGAAAGAGGAUCCCUAUUAUGGCAGUAAUGACUUCAACUAUAAAUGGGUUUCUUAUGAUAACUGGACUUUUGAUAAAAUAUUCAAUGUGGACGAAAAUAUUAUCGACAAGAAAGGAGUAUAUCUUAUAUGUCAUGGUUUGGACACAAUUAGUGCCAUAUAUUUAAAUGAUGUGUUCAUUGGAAACACCGAUAAUAUGUUCGUUCGGUACAAAUUCGAUAUAAAACCGCAUUUAAGAAUUGGACAAAAUAUGAUUCGCAUUUCAUUUGAAUCGGCCGUCACUUAUGCCCAAAGAAUUCACGACCGAUACAUACGGGACAACUACAUUGUACCGCCCGGUCAAUCGUCUCCUUUUGUGCAAAGAGGAGAACUGCACGCAAACUAUAUCCGCAAAAUGCAGUCUUCUUUCAGUUGGGAUUGGGGGCCAUCCUUUCCAACACAAGGCAUUUGGAAGAAUAUUGAAAUCCAGUCCAUAGAUUCGGCAAUUAUUAGAGAUAUUGUGGUCAAUACUAUCCCUCAACCUAACGACAAAUGGCUUUUAAAUACUACUAUUCAUUAUGAGUCUAUAUAUUACACUCAAUUUGAGGGUUUGCUUCAGAUAUCUAUUUAUAAUACUGUUAUAUUGAGAAGUCGUGUCCAACUCAUGCCAUCAGCCGAUGGCAAUGCAGUGCUUAAUCUGGAAAUACCAGUAAACGAAUCG